Striga hermonthica is the source of this 471-nucleotide messenger RNA. The record is from the annotation of a GenBank genome assembly. NCBI's taxonomy places the organism in Eukaryota, Viridiplantae, Streptophyta, Magnoliopsida, Lamiales, Orobanchaceae.
AUGGCGCAGAGAGCGGAGAACGAGGAGCCGGAGCUCAAGAUCGUACCGGAGAACAUCGCGCUGUGCGUCAGCUGCGGCGUCGCCGGCAGAUACGCCCCCGCCGCCAGCAGCCUCUGCCAGAAAUGCUUCAAUUCGACGGCAGAGGCGAGGAGGCGCGACUCCGCGGAGAGAUCGCUCAGAUCCGGCUCGAACGCGCGGUCCUCGCCGGAGAGGACCUCGGAUCUACCUCAGACUAGCGGCGAUCCGGGGAAGGAGGAGGCGGCGGCGGCGAGGAGGAAGGUGAGCCGCUGCUCCGGCUGCCGGAGGAAGAUCGGGCUGGCCGGAUUCAGGUGCCGCUGCGGGGAGGUGUUUUGCGCGAGCCACCGGUACUCGGACCGCCACGACUGCAGCUAUGACUACAAGUCCGCCGGCCGGGAGGCGAUCGCGAGGGAGAAUCCGGUGGUCAAGGCCGCGAAAAUAGUCAAAAUUUGA